Messenger RNA from Schizophyllum commune H4-8, 2292 nucleotides. RefSeq lists its product as uncharacterized. The transcript has 2 exons. NCBI's taxonomy places the organism in Eukaryota, Fungi, Basidiomycota, Agaricomycetes, Agaricales, Schizophyllaceae. The record is from RefSeq and is a predicted model, not a curated record. Bases 1 to 2292 code for a protein of 763 amino acids.
AUGGCUGCUGCAACACAAUCCGACGUCGCCAGCAAGUCGUCUAGCGCCCACCGUGUCACGAGCAGCUCGACUCCUGGGGCUCUUCCUGCAUCGUCUGAUGCCCACAAGACUGAAGAUCUCUCCUUCGCCAUGCUCAGUAACGGCGGGACCCAGCACAUUCCCUCUGUCAGCUUGAAGACAUCGCGCCCCACUGCCAAUGACGACCGCGACAUUCCUUCGCCGCUCACCGAACUCAGCGAGCCCGCCAGCCGACUCUCGCAAUCCUCGCUUCAAGAUACUCCUUGUCCUCCUUCACGCGCUUCUCGACAUAUACUCCCCGUGAAGAUAGAUGUACCCAUUCAACCAGGAAUCGUACCCGCACCAGCUGUCCGUCCCUCCCCCUCGCCCACGAACGCGAUGCGUUCUUGGCUGCACGGUAGCGGCUCGCUAGCCGAUGCGGUCGGCACACUCGAGACGGAGUACAAGACCGUCCAUCUGCGCAGCUGCGAGCUUCAGGCGACGGUGCUCGCGCUCAACGCCGAGAAGGCGGGCCUGCAGGCAAAGGUCGGCACUCUCGACCGACAAGCGACUAUACUGCGCGCGGACAUCGGCUCGUUCAGUGCCAUGGCGUGCGAGCUGCGCGCAGGACUGCAGAGGUCCGAGGCGAGGGUGAAGGAGCUGGAAAGGAUGGUCCAGGACUUAACGACGGACAAUCAUAGUCUUGUCGAAGACGCGCGGAAGCAGAACGUCGAGUUGCAGACGUGGAUCGAGAAGGCGGAGCGUCUGAGCAAGACGCUUGAACAAGCGCAAGAAGCGCGAGGCCGUGCAGAAGAGGCGAGAGUACAAGCCAUACGCGAGAAGGAGUUUGCAGACGCAUGCAAGAUGCGUGCAGAGCACGACGCGUCGCUGGCUACAGCGUCUGUCAAAGCUGCCGAGACGCGGGCCGAGGUGGCCAUCGACCAGGUCGCCAAGGCGGAGGGUCGGGCAGCGGUAGCGGAGUCUCGUGCAGCGGAUGCGCUCGCAGAAGCAGCUUCCGCGCAAGCCGCAGCCUCCUCCGCUGAAGCCAGGAUCGCUAUAUUGGAGGAGGCUGCCAGCGCUGCAACCGCUAACGAGCGGUACGCGCAGGCGGAUGCGCAGAUGGCUGCCGAGGACGCGCGGUCGGCUCGUCAUGACCGGAUGCUCAUGAGCGUCGACCUGGAGCACGCCCGGGACGAUGCAAAGGCCGCGCGCAAGGAGGCUCAUCUCUUGAACGAGGAUGCUGAGUACCUCAUGGUCGCGCUGGAGGAGACGGUAGAGGAGAUGAUGGCCGCACAGGCGGAGGCCCGCCAGGCGCGUCACGAAGCGGCGGUCUUCAAGACCAGCGCAGCGCCGGCAUUGGAAGAAGCUAAGGCGGCGCGCAAGGAAGCGGAGGAGGCCAAGCAGCAAGCAAAAUCUUGGGAGGCGAGAGUGAAUGCCCUGUCUGCUAGCUUCGCUGCUGUGCGCGCCGCGUUGCCUACCUCGCCGCGUGCUUCCGUGGACCAAGAGCAACUUCGAGAACCUGCAUCUGUCGAUCGCCCUCUCGCUACCGCUUUUCUUUGCUCUCCUGCAAACUCUCCGAUCUCGCUUCGCUCGCCUAGCCCUAAUUUGCAGCAUGUUUCUGUUAGCUCUGUACCACCAAGGAUCGCCCUCUCCGCGGGCAGAGCGGCCAAAGCCCUGGCGGAGGACUCCUUUCGCGCUGCUUCGCAAGUGCCAGCCAUUCCGGACUCCGCGACUGGCGACGACCUCGUACUUGUCGAGGAUCCUAGUGUGCCACUUAUCCCAAGUCUCGAAGCUCCGACCUCUCUUCCGUCUGCUUCAAUCACUUCGAAUACGUCUGCUGCCAGACUCACCAAAAAUACAUCUCGAACUCCCGCGUCGAUGCCUGCACCGCCGUUUCCUAAGCGCAUAUCGCCCUCGCGAACGGUUACGCCAGCGCCGCCUUUUCCUACCCGCCCUAAACGUUUGUCACCUUCUCGAACGUUUGCACCAGCUCCGCCUUUUCCUAAGCGCAUAUCGCCCUCUCAAACAUACACGCCGGCGCCGCUGCUGCCUCGAGCACCCCUCUCAUCCACCAACCGACGGAGUGGCAUGAUCAACUGGCAUGUCGUGCGCGAGCAGGCGCCUUCGCCUUCACCUCCCGUUGUGAUAUCAGCGAAGUCGAAGCGGUGCAUGGGCGGCAAGCGUAAGCGCGGACGUGGACGCGAUGCAGAGCUCACGAGUGACCGACAUGGAGCUGACGCGAACGGACGUCGGGAUUUAUCGCAGGUAUCGAAGCGGGCUCGUAUGGAUCCAUAA